UCCUACAGGUAUAUUGUCAUGGAUGAAAAUCAGUAUAUAUGUAAGAAAGUUCAUAAGGGAACUGUUUGUAUUAGUACAAAUUGGACCCAACCGUAAUGUUCAUUAGUAAGGGAAUAACCCAUUGUCAUUGAGUCAAUUCCGUCUCAUAGCAACCCUAUAGGACAGAGUAGAACUGCUCCAUAGGAUUUCCAGGGAGUGGCUGAUGGACUUGAACUGCUGACCUCUUUGGUUAGCAGUGGAGCUCUUAACCACUGUGCCAUCAGGGCUCCAAUAAGAGAGUAGUUAAAUUUUGGUUUAUUUGUACUGUGGAAUACCACGGAAUUAACAGCAAGACUUAGGUAUAGCUAUAUGUACUGGUAACGAAGUGUCUCCAAGAUAAGUCCAUUGUUUAUUUAAAAAGCAAAUCGCUAAGUUAUAUGUAAAUUCUAAAAGUCCAUAUGCUCAAGUUCACAUACACACAUAUUUAAAUUAAUAGAGAGACAUCUGGAAAGACAUAUGCCAAGCUAUGAUCUGUGGAAUAGUGGAUUUGAUGGUGUUUGUAGGGUAAUUUUUACUAUGCCACACAUACAUUUAUGUAUAUUUAAUUAAAAAAAAAAGACACCUGAAUUUUUGCAUCAUCUUUGCAAAACACACUCUUGCUUAACUAUUUUUAACAACUUUAUUUAGUUAGAAUUUACAUACCAUACAGUUCAUCCACUUAAAGAUCAUAAUUCAGUGGCUUUUAAUAUAUUUGUAGAGUUGUACAAUAAUCAUGACAGUAGUUUAAGAACAUUUUCAUUCAUAUCAAAAAGAAACCCUGUAACCCUUAGCUACUACCCCCCAAUACCUCCAUCCUCCCAUCCCUGAGCAACCACUAAUCUACUUUAUGCCACUACAGAUUUGCCUAUUCUGGUUUUUUCAUAUUAAUGGAUUCAUUCAAUAUGUGCUUCUUUGUUACUGGCUUUUUUCACCAAGUGUAAUGUUUUCAAGUUUCAUCCAUGUCCUAUCAUGAAUCAGUACUUCAUUUCUUUUUUAUGGCUGAAUAAUAUUCCAUUCUAUGGAUAUAUCACAUUUUAUUUAUACAUUCAUGAGUUGAUUUGCAUUGUUUCUACUUUUUGGCUGUUAUGAAUUAUGCUGCUAUGAAUAUUUGUAUACAAGUUCUUUUGUGCAGACAUGUUUUCAGUUCUCUUGAGAAAUACCUAGUAGUGGGAUUGCUUAGUCAUAUGGGCUCUAUCCAAUUUUUCUAUUUUUUUCUUUUGUUGCUGAAAAUGUGUAUAUUUGACAAAUACUUGAAAUAUGCAUGAUUAAACAUUUUAAAGUGGAAUAGUAUAUUUUAUUCAAGGCAGGGUGUACAGGAAAACAAAAUUGAAAUAGAGAAGAUUGAGGAGGAAUAUAGAGUUCUUUUGGAGAUUAUGAAAGAGUUUUUUACCACUUACAAGAUUUUGGAGGUUAGUGGCACUGCUUUUUAUUUUUCUCAUAUUGAAUCAAAAUCAACACCCCCCCUCUUAACCUGAUGUAAGGGUAAUGUUAGUGUAACCAUUAUGUUUACAUGACUUGAUUUGAGAAUGUUUUAGUCCUGCCAGAUUUUCCUGAUUAAAAAAAACAUACACAUAGUUUUCAAAAGAGUUUUUAAUCUCUGGAGGUAGAAGAAAGAUAAUGCAAGGCAGUGGAAGAUGAUAACGGACUGAGGAUAGUGCUGAGUUUGAGCGCUGAGUUUGAGUGGAGUAAGAAACUAGCCAAGCUGAUGGUUUAAAUGGAAAUCAUGUUGUGAUAGUGUGUUUGCUAUUUUGGAAGCGCAUUCAUGGUCAAAAUUAAGAGAGAGCUUGAUCAGGAGAUAGGAUUUUCAAAGAUUAUCCACAGUAUGCAAUUACCCCUUGGUCUUCCACCUUCUUUAAGAUAGCUUACUUUUCCUGAGAAACGUGUCAGAUCUAAAAGAUACUUUGGCUCUCAUUAAUCUCAUAUGCCUUCGUGACUAUCUUUUCAGAAAAGAGACAUCAUAAACAGUUGUAUGUCUGAAGCAUUACCAAAAAAAGAAAGGCCCACACAAUCAUGAGAUAGGAGCCAUGUGGCAAGAGCAGCUUAAGAGACAGUGAGAUUAAAUGGUAUGACUCACAGAUGAAUCAGUUUAUCGUUAUAUUAUCCAAAGUGUGAAAUGCAGAAUAAAGAAUAUGAUUAGUUUGCUCUACUCUUCUCUUGACAGGUUACACCAGUGAUGGACUGCAACAUCUUAUAACGUACUGAGUUUUGCAGCUCUGGAAAUGUUCCAACUAAAGGAGGAUGAUUGCCGCUAAGGACCCUAUAAAGGGAAUUCUAGAAAUGGUUGAGAGUGAUUAGGGGAAAAUCCUGGGCCUUGUAACCCUGAAAUAUAUAAUUUUGUAGGCCAUGCAUGCCGUUGUUUAGCAUAUCAUGAAAAAAUAGAGAUAAACUAUGAGACAGUCAAACCAGACACAGGUGACUGAAUUCUUCCUUCUGGGACUCUCUGAUGACCCAUACACCCAGAAACUGCUUUUCAUCUUAUUCCUGGGUGUCUACCUAGUCACUGUGCUUGGAAAUCUACUUCUUAUGUCCCUUGUUCAGGUUGACUCCCGGCUUCACACACCCAUGUAUUUUUUUCUCUGCAACUUGUCUCUGGCUGAUCUCUGUUUCUCUACUAACAUCAUUCCUCAGGCCCUCGUACACCUGCUAUCCAGAAAGAAGACCAUUUCAUUCAUACAUUGUGCAGCUCAGCUUCUACUCUUCCUCAUUUUUGGGGGUACGCAGUGUGCCCUUCUGGCAGUGAUGUCCUGUGAUCGAUAUGUGGCCAUCUGUAAUCCUUUGCAUUACUCUGAUGUCAUGACGUGGAGAAUAUGUGUCCAGCUGGCCACAGGGUCAUGGACAAGUGGCAUUCUGGUGUCUGUUGUGGAUACCACCUACACUCUAAGGCUACCCUACCAAGGCAGCAACAGCAUCGCUCAUUUUUUUUGUGAGGCCCCUGCACUGUUGGUCCUGGCAUCCACUGACACCCACACUUCAGAAAUGGCCAUUUUUCUUGUGGGGGUCAUGAUCCUUCUCAUACCUGUUUCACUAAUUUUGGUAUCCUGUGGCUGUGUUGUAGUGACCAUGGUCAGGAUGAAGUCAGCUGCUGGGAGGCUCAAGGCAUUCUCUACCUGUGGCUCCCACCUCAUAGUGGUCAUCCUUUUUUAUGGGUCAGCAGUUAUCACCUACAUGACCCCGAAGUCUUCCAAAGAGCAGGAAAAGAUAGUGUCUGUUUUCUAUGCUGUGGUGACCCCCAUGCUCAAUCCCCUCAUCUACAGCCUGAGGAACAAGGAUGUGAAAGGAGCUCUGAGAAAAGUAACCACAAGUCAUUUUGCAUGCAACCUUGGGAUCUACCACUAA
Messenger RNA from Loxodonta africana (African savanna elephant), 3354 nucleotides. Its product is annotated as olfactory receptor 2D2-like. Bases 2407 to 3354 code for a protein of 315 amino acids. Gene Ontology annotation, biological process: G protein-coupled receptor signaling pathway; detection of chemical stimulus involved in sensory perception of smell. Gene Ontology annotation, cellular component: plasma membrane. The record is from RefSeq and is a predicted model, not a curated record. Gene Ontology annotation, molecular function: olfactory receptor activity; G protein-coupled receptor activity. Lineage: Eukaryota; Metazoa; Chordata; Mammalia; Proboscidea; Elephantidae. The transcript has a single exon.